This is a messenger RNA of Fraxinus pennsylvanica, 1974 nucleotides long. NCBI's taxonomy places the organism in Eukaryota, Viridiplantae, Streptophyta, Magnoliopsida, Lamiales, Oleaceae. The record is from the annotation of a GenBank genome assembly.
AUGUUUUCCCUUUCGGACACCGAUACAGCACCAAGAUUGACAUCCUUCCAACAAGGAGGAUGGGGCAAUUUUACAAUUCCUAAAAGAAAACAAGGGCAUUUAAGGAUGUUAUCCAAUCUGUUUCUUUGGCUUCCAGCCUACUCAGUUACAUGUCCCAAGAAUCCUUUUAAAUUAUUGGAAAGAAAGAUGAAACAAGUUUUUCAAAACUCAAAAAAGUUUGAGUUUCUUAAGGCAAUUUUAAUAUCUGAAUUCCAUCAAAGACAGGCAUUUUGGUGCAAAAUGAGUUCUGAUCUUAGUUUUGGUUUGUCAAAGAAAACUCACAUCUUUCAUCUCAAGGUGUGGGUUUUAAUUGCAAUCUUUUUGGGCAUCUUUUCUGUAUUGGUUCUCUUGCUGUUGUUGUUUUGCGUAUCACGUAAGAAGUCAAAAAGGGGUAGUGAUACACUUCCCAUAAGCCAGAUUCCAAAUGUAUCUGAGGAAAUCAAAGAGAUACGGGUAGAUCAAUAUUCAGCCAACCACUAUGUUGGCAAUGGCAGGGAUUUCUUCACUGUCCAGGGCAAGAAUGAAAAAGACUCAGAUAAGCUUGUGGCACGCUUUAGCGAUGAGAAGGCAAAGAACGGUGAUAAUAGCAGUCAAUCCGUUUCGUUUAAUUACCUGGAGAAAGAUGAUGCUGCGCCUGAAUCUGUGGAGAAGAAGUGCUCUGUAGCAGUAUACCGUCCUUCUUCAGAUCCUAUAACUGUGUCUUCCCCUCUAGCUGGCCUACCUGAGCUCUCUCACCUUGGUUGGGGUCAUUGGUUUACCCUGAGGGAUCUAGAAAAUGCAACGGGCAAGUUUUCAAGGGAUAAUAUUAUUGGGGAGGGUGGAUAUGGAGUUGUCUAUUGGGGCCAACUGGUCAAUGGUACUUUUGUGGCCGUGAAAAGGCUCCUAAAUAACUUAGGACAAGCAGAGAAGGAAUUCAGGGUGGAAGUCGAGGCUAUUGGUCACGUUCGGCAUAAAAACUUAGUUCGGCUUCUUGGUUAUUGUAUUGAAGGAACGCAUAGGGUAUUGGUAUAUGAGUACGUCAAUAAUGGCAAUCUAGAGCAGUGGCUCCAUGGAGCUAUGUCCCAGCAUGGAUACCUCACUUGGGAGGCUCGUAUGAAGAUUCUCCUUGGCACAGCAAAGGCUCUUGCAUAUCUGCAUGAGGCGAUUGAGCCCAAAGUGGUGCAUCGAGAUAUUAAGUCGAGCAAUAUAUUGAUUGAUGAGGACUUCAAUGCUAAAAUAUCAGAUUUUGGCCUUGCUAAGUUGCUGGGUGCUGGAAAGAGUCAUAUCACUACUAGAGUAAUGGGAACCUUUGGAUAUGUGGCUCCGGAAUAUGCAAACAGUGGCCUCCUAAAUGAGAAGAGUGAUGUUUAUAGCUUUGGCGUUGUGCUUUUGGAAGCAAUAACUGGCAGAGAUCCCGUUGAUUACAGUCGCCCUGCAACUGAGGUGAAUUUGGUCGACUGGCUCAAGAUGAUGGUAGGAGCCAGACGGUCAGAAGAAGUGGUUGAUCCCAAUAUUGAGACUCGGCCAUCAACAUCUGCCCUGAAACGAGCUCUUUUGACUGCCUUAAGGUGUGUUGAUCCAGACUCUGACAAAAGGCCAACAAUGAGUCAAGUUGUGCGAAUGAUCGAGUCGGACGAAUAUCCACUGCAACGAGAUGGUCGUGGAAGGAGGAAGAAUCAAGUGGUUGAUAAUGGGAAGGAGAACUCUGAUACAGAUAGGAAUGGCAAUCGUAAUAUGAGAAUCAGUGUCAGAGAUGGGACGGAGAAGGAUUCUUUUGAGGCUAAGGGUCUUAGCCUCAUGUUCGUUCCAACUGGAGAAGUUGUCGGGUCCGGAGUUGAUCAAAUUGAGGGUCUUCCUCUACAGUUGAGAGGUGGCCCUUUAGUUCGCGUAAGGCUCUGCUGUUCAUGUGCGGCUUCCACAUGGUUCGUGGUGAAUUGGCUAUUCCAUCCUACAUGA